UCCUAGCACCAUCUACCCAUCUACAAUAACGCGGGUCGGGUACAUAUUUUCCAUGACCUCGUAUCGAAUGAGCCAAGUCCAAGUAGUCCGGGUCAUCCAAGAGGGGAACACCACUGACUGCUGCAACAUUGUAAGACCAGCAAGAGAUGGCGACACCACUCACCACCAUCAUCAUUAUGACUAUCAUCAACAUAAUACUACUCACACCAUGUCGGACUUAUAUUAUACAUUCAAUGAGACUGUCGUGCUCAACUACUUGGUCCACCCGACUUUUAGCCUUGCACUACCACCAUCAUCCACUCCCCAUCUUGCAUCACUGCCACUGUGUGACAAUGGCUCGGUAUCCGCGCUUACUUUCUAAUUUUCUAUUGGGAGAGGGGGGAACAUGGGGGGUUUUAGGAGAACUGCUGGUGGUGACGUGGUUCCUAUCCCCAUUUUCUCUCAGAUCCAUGUGUUUGUGAUGGCUUCAUUUCCAAUGGCAGUAGUGUGGUAAAUAGUAAUCUCAUCAUAUUUCUGUCAUAGGGGCUCCAUCAGUACUUAGGUAUAUAUUCCUAUGGGAUUGCUGUGCGGUGUGCUUGCA
Molecule: messenger RNA, 580 nt
Organism: Aspergillus neoniger CBS 115656
Lineage: Eukaryota; Fungi; Ascomycota; Eurotiomycetes; Eurotiales; Aspergillaceae
Exons: 2
Coding region: 147-461 (104 amino acids)
Source: RefSeq, a predicted model, not a curated record